CACUAGUAAGUGUUUUUUUCCUUUUUAUUUCAAUUUGAGAGCUGUAAAUGGAAUUAACUUCUGUGUUGUUUGCACUAAAUUUGUUUACUCUUAGCAUGAGUGAAAGUUCAGAGACUGUUCUAAGUAGGUCAUAUCUGCACUCACAGCAAAAAUCAAAGAACACCCUGUAAAGCAACUUCUGAGGGAGUGAACUAUAGUUAUUACUUGAGCUUCUAGACUACACGUGAGAUGUGUGUAUAUAAGUUCUUUAUUCUCUGGUUCACUUUCCAUCCUUGAAGUAAACUCAAAAGACUAUUUCAACAUCUCUCUAUUAUAAAUGCUCUAGAACUGUGUUCUGCUCAGGCUGGUACUAUUCCUAAGUUACUCUUGGGCCAGAAGUCUGAACUACAAGAGCUAGAUUGUACCAUACUCCUUGUAGGCUGUAAUAUUUUUGUCGAACUUAUUUUUCCACAAACUUUAAUCUAUAGCAGAUUGGUUAUGAGGGAUAUUAAAAUGUUUGGUGCAGAAAGAAUCUGUAUAGUGAUAAUGAAAAGGCAGCAGUAGCAAAUAGUCUAAUAGAGUGACUGUUUGACUCCCAACGUCCGUGGUCUAGCAAUACUUGUAAUUAUUAAAUAGUAUGGAGCAUGGCAUGUCACUACCAGAUACCACUUCUUAAUGAAUAAGCAGAUAAAUCCUGUCUGCCUUAAAGUGUAAUUGGAUCUCAGUUAACAUUACAGGUUUACUUAUGUGAGUGCUUUCUAGGAACAGAUCUGCUGUAGGCUGGCAAGAGUCCUAAUUCAUUUUCAUUUGCCAGUGUUGAUAGUUUCCCAUGGUAACUGUUGUUUUUUGCCUUUCCAGAUGUGUUUGCAUUUAUUGUACAUAUGCCAUGCAUUCUUGUGGAUUUCUUGGUCCAGUGUUUUGCUACUUCUGUCCUUGGAUGUCUUGGGCGGUAUUGCUGCUGCUGUCUUUCUGCAGAGGCUGGGUAGAGGGAAUUCGUGCUGUUAAUGUUUUUAACCUUGUAUUUCUUCUAUUUGAAGAAGAGAACCUAAAAAUACUUACACUGGAUUUGCACAUUCUGUAUAGAUCUUUAUAUAGUAGUUCAGGUACAGAAGGAAGAUGGUUUGGGAGAGUUGUGUUUACAGGUCAUUGAGAAUGCAAGAAGGGUAUUUAAAAACACCCUGUAUUCUUUGUAUACAGAUAUAACAAUAUUGCUCCAAUUUUUACCUAGCUUAUGUUUAAUACUGUGAGUCUGAUUUACCUUCAUUGUCUGCUAUCAGGGGAGCUGUGUUCACAUCAGUGGAUCUUCAUUGUGCUCUUACGUAUGCGGUUAAGGUUGUGCCUCUGUUCACUGCUUACCUUUUUCAGACAUGUGGUCUGUGCUGUAAUUUCUUUUUUGUUGGUUCUCACCACAUGGUUGGGGUUUACUAACCAUACAGCAGGUUUAUCUAAAGCAAUAGAUUGUAAUAAAUGUUGUGAACCGGUGUGCGUUUCAGUCAUUGCGCAGUUAAGCUUCUCUGGGCUGCUGUAGAUUUCUUUUUAUCUAUUAGUCCUCCAUUUCUCCUGGAAUUCAGACCCAGUGCAGGGCAUACCAGUAUCACUCCUGCUUUAAUAUUUGUCAAUCAAAUGAGGCCAUGUCAUAUGAAGACUGUCAUCACUUCUCAGCUUUGGUUUUAAAAUCUGCAAGUUUAUAGUAUGCUUGUGAAUACUCUCAAAAUCCUACUAAAACCACUUUUGUAUUCUUGCUUUGAAUAAUGUUUUUGAAAAUCUUAUGCCAUUAAAUAUGUACUUAUUGGAGAACACUGUAAUUACUGAUAAUUUUUUUGAGUGGUGGUGUGCUGUUUUGGGGUGGGAGGGAUGCUGAGCUCUGUGAUUAAAUCGAGAAGUGUUUUGAUUCACAGGUCUUUCAGUUGCUUGAAUUGUAGGUUGUAGAAUAGCGUUGGUAGUAUAAUAUAGAUCUUCAGUUUUCCUAUUUAUAGAAGCAUGAGAUUCCAGUACUGAAGAAGAAUCUUUUGUCUUCAUGUUGAACAGUCAAGUAUAUUGGUAUUUAUGGAGAAAACCAAUCCACCAACUCCCCUCUGCUGCCCAGUUGAAACCUUGAUAGCAUCCUUCCGAAACUUAAUAUCAUCUAAUUUUGCACUGCAUCUUGUCUCUCCUCUUAGUGCUGCUAAUGGGAGCAAAAGGGGUCCCUUGUGAUAUCUGUGCCCAUUUUAAGUACUGUAUAGUAUAGUUAGUGAUGGUGUCAUUUGUUUAUGAUGCUGACAAAAAAAAAAUGAAAUACAGAUGUACAUCUACCUUUACCACUGUGGGGUUGCUAAUCCAAGUGGAAGUAAAGUUACCAGGAAUGAAGCCAUCUUUGUUACCUCACAAACAGGUCAUGUUUUGAUGCCAAUCUGCUUGCUUGUUUUCUUAGUCUGAUGGAAAAUGACAAAACCAAGUAGCUUCUCUAGUUAUUAAGUUGUCUGUUGACAGUGUCUAGGUGGAUAACACUGCACACAAACACUGUUUGCUAACAGAUGAUACGUUGACUAUGAAACAAUUCUUAAGCAUAUGUUCUAAAGAGCUUUCAGUUUUUCUUGAGAGAGAAAUUCAAGAGCAAUUCUGUAAACAUGAGAUCUCUGUGCUGAGAUUUAAGUGGGAGAAAACAGGAAAAGGCAGGUAAGUCUGAUUUUAAAUGCAAUUGGACAUACACUGUAUAAAAUGCAGACUUUCUAUGCUGCCUAUAAUAAACUGUUCAGAAUAGGUGUGAUUUCUCCAUGUUAGCUUGCUGUGUGAAGCUGUCUCAAUUUUCCUGUGCUAUGUAUCAAGCUAUAUAUUAGAUUAAAUAAAUCCAGUUUACGGUUCUGGAAGUUUUCAAGGAUAAAUAAAACCUAAUACGACAGUCCUUCACUUCCAAUGCUGGGUAUGUAGAAAUGCAAAGGACUUGUCUUUUCAGUCCAUUGUCUACUAUACUGCUUACUCUUACAUAAGAGCUUUACAGCAGUUGCUGGCUGUUUUGCAAUGGUAUUGUGUGCUUUUUGCCUGCGCAUUGGCUCUCAAGUCUGUGAAUUGACUAACUAGUACUGACUUGUUUGUGUUGCAAAUGCAGGUGCCUGUGCUUUUACUAAUUUUCUUAAAUCCUGAUCUAGUGACUGACACUAAUGACAGGAAAUGAUUAAUGAAUGGGACCUUGCUGAGAAUGUGUCACGUUCUAAUGCUUGCGUGGGGCUGGUGACGUGCUGCAUCACUGGCUUUUGUACAUUCUCUGCCACUUUAUAAUUGUUGAAAAACCUGAGUUUGUUUUUCAGUCUGCUCCCUCAGUUUAAGCUCUUUAAUGAAAAGCUUCAGACAAGACAACUGUGAGCAGCUGUUAAUAAACUGAUCACUUCCAAUAAAACAAAUUCCUUUACUACUUAUUUUUAAGGCCCAGGAAGACUCAUAAAGAAUCUUCCCUCUCUGUUGUACAGUUUUUCAAGACCUGUGUUGGAAGAAUCACGACUGUGCUACAUGGAAAUGAGAAUAAAGGGGGGACUUGUGCAGGCUGCUCACAUAGCGAGAAGUUAAACAUGGUGGUGAAUCAAUAUUCUCUGAGGCAUCCUAAUACAGCCCAAAUUGUUUUAUCUCCCCUCAGGCCUUUCUGAAACUUGUCUGAAUAGCUACAGUCGAUGAGGAGUUUGGCUUUGCUUCAGGAUUGUAAGAUGGGAAUUUCUUUCUGUUUGAAAGUACUCUUUUUAGGGUAUGCUAAAACUCUGAAAGGGUUUAAAAUGGCCAAAGUCUAAGAUGAGGUUGCUGCUACUCUUAAACUAAAUUUGGACUGGGGGUUUUGAGGUUGUGGCUUGAUCAUGGAGCAGUGCUUCCUCCUGCCGAGGGCUCCCCAGUUGGGUGCUGCUUUGCUGCCCUUAUCUUUUACCUGUGUUUGGAAACCCUGGCAGCGAGGUUUUGAAGUGUGUUGUCAAGUGCAGGCCACACCUCUGCUUCCCACAGCUGGAGCACAGCCUAGUCCUGCCCAAGACUUCAGACCGAGCCUGUUGCGGGCAGCCCUUCGCAGCUGCGUGUCGGGGGACUCUUCAUUCCCUAUCACUUCCCUGUCUCAGGUUUUCUGUGGCGACGACGGGACACAUUCCCCAUGUUCCAUGAGGUGCUGCGGGGCACGAUUCCACCCAGAGUCCUGCCUUUUCUGGCAGCUGUGCUUUUCCAAAGGAAGGAGAGGAAGGAGACUGGGUUUUACCACAGGCGGUGGGAGAAGCACCCUUACUACAACCUAACGGUAAAAGUUCUCCGAGCCAGAAACAUCAGGGGUACAGAUCUGUUGUCCAAAGCAGACUGCUAUGUGGAACUAAAGCUGCCCACUGCAUGUCCUACAGUCUUCCGAACUCGGGUUGUUGACAACUCUGAUAACCCAGUAUGGAAUGAAACUUUCCAGUAUCGAAUCCAUACAGCUGUCAAGAACAUUCUGGAAUUGACACUUUACGAUAAGGAUGUCCUUGUCAGCGAUGAGCUUACAUCUAUCGUCUUCGAUGUAGCGGGCAUGAAGUUGGGUCAGCCCCUGCUGCGCACUUUCAAGUUGAACCCUGAGGCUAAUGAAGAGCUGGAUGUAGAGUUUUACUUGGAGAAAUGCUCAGAUGCCCCUGCAAAGGUACUGACCAAUGGAGUCCUUGUGGUUCAUCCUUGCUUGUCUCUGCAAGGCACUGUCAAGGAAGAGGAAGAACAGCAAGGGAGCUGUGAGGUCAAGGUGUCUGUUCCAGGGGCAUAUCAGAAGCAUUUGCGUAUUCCUCUGGGACCAGACAACGAGGAUUAUGGAACCUCAUUUGUCUUUCAUGUGGAUAAAGAAAUUUGUCCAGAACUGCAAGUAGAGCUGGAGCAAACCAUAUCUGUCCUACAGGAUGGUAUGAAUGAUAUUGAAAAGCAUACUACAGUUCUGGGACUGGGGACGGUACCAGUUAAUUCACUUCCUAUUGGACAAAAAGUUGAUAGAAUCGUUUCUCUGGGAGAGGGACAAAGUUUGAAUAUGAGUUUUAAAGCGGAAGAGAGCAGUUGGGAUCUUGAUAUACGCCUGGGUUUUGACCUCUGUAAAGAGGAGAGAGAAUUUUUGGAAAAAAGGAAGGCAAUAGUUUCUGAAGCACUGAGGAAGACUCUUCACUUAAAAGAAUCCCCUUCAAAAGAUGAGGUUCCAGUUGUAGCAGUGGUGGGGUCUGGAGGUGGCAUGAGAGCACUGACAUCGUUCUAUGGCAGUCUUGCUGGGCUUCAGCAGCUGGGCCUUUUGGAUGCUGCAAUAUAUCUGUGUGGGAUUUCUGGCUCUACUUGGUGUUUAUCGACACUGUAUCAAGACCCUGAAUGGUCACAGAAAAACCUUCAAGAUGCAAUCAGGAGAGCCCAGGCUAUGGUGUCCAGCAGCAAAGCAGGGGCAUUUUCCCCAGAUCGACUGAAAUACUAUUUCCAGGAGCUGAAAGCAAUGGAGAUCAGUGGACGGAAAGUUUCCUUUACAGAUUUGUGGGGCCUUAUUGUGGAGUACUUCCUACAACAGAAGGAAGAUCCAUCAAAGCUCUCUGAUCAGCAAGAAGCAGUGAAAUGGGCCCAGAACCCCUAUCCUAUCUAUGCAGCUGUCAAUGUGAGACCCAGUAUUAGUAGUGUUGACUUUGCAGAAUGGUGUGAGUUCACUCCCUAUGAAGUUGGGUUUCGCAAAUAUGGAGCUUUUGUCCGAACAGAGGACUUUGACAGUGAGUUCUUCAUGGGACGGCUCAUCCAGAAACGUCCAGAACCUAGGAUUUGCUUUCUACAAGGAAUGUGGGGCAGUGCCUUUGCUGCAAGCCUAGAUGAUAUCUGCCUGAAGGUGGUUGGUAUAGGACUGGGCUUUCUAGAUUCUUUCAAAGAUGUUAUCAAAGUUGUAGAUGACUGCCGAAGGUUCCAUUUCCGUGAUCCAACACGAUUGAAGACUCGCUUGGUUAUACCUGGGGGCCCCUUGUUACAAAUCUUAGAGGAUUUCUUCAAGUCCCGGGUCACAUGUGGAGAAACCUUCAACUUCAUGCAGGGACUGUAUCUUCAUAAGGAUUAUGUUAACGUCAAGAAAUUUGUGGCUUGGAGAGGCACUCAUCUGGAUGCAUUUCCGAACCAGCUGACCCCAAUGGAAGAGAGCUUGUAUUUAGUAGAUGGUGGCUUUUCUAUCAACUCUCCCUUUCCUUUGGUACUUCAGCCAGAGAGGGAUGUGGAUGUUAUCUUAUCAUUCAAUUAUUCCUGGGAAGCUCCAUUUGAGGUUUUAGAAUUGACUCAGAAAUACUGUGAGGAGCGGGAAAUUCCUUUUCCAAAAAUCAAAUGGAGUGAGGAAGACGAAAAGCAGCCAAAAGAGUGUUACAUGUUUGUGGAUGAUGAUAAUCCAAAGGCUCCAAUUGUGCUCCAUUUCCCACUGGUGAAUGACACCUUCCAGAAAUACAAAGCUCCAGGAGUUGAGCGUGAGUCAGAAGAGGAGAAAUCCUUUGGUGACUUCGUUAUUGAGUCAAAAGAUUCUCCUUACCGUACCCUAAAUUUCACCUUUGAGCCACAUCAUUUCAACAGGUUGGUGGAAGUGAAUCGCUACAAUGUUCUGAACAGUAAGGACACUCUCUUCAAAGCCCUAAACCUGGCUCUGCAAAGGAGAAAGUUGAAGUAAGUCAUCAAUACAUCAAACACGUGAGCAGCUUCCAUAGCUGAGGAUACAGAUGGGCUGCAGUGUAUGAAAGCUGUGUGGCUCAAGACAGAAUAUGGAAAACUAAUAGCUGGAAACUGUCUUCUUGUGAAUGGAAUGGCACAUGCGACACUGAAAAUUCACUCCAGAUAACAGAUGCUUCUAUGAAAACCUGAAGGGAUGUACAAUACAAUGUGGAUGUAGCUUCAUUAUGUGGUGAAGAGCAGGGAAUUGCCUAGUCCAGUACCUCAUCUUACAGUGCCUUAUGUCAAAUGACUGGAGAUAUCUAUUCCGAUAGUUCAAGCAUAAGGAUAAUGAUCUUCCAAACUCCACUGAGUGGAGCACCUCUUUCUGUCAAAGUUGUGGCAGUGUUUGAGGAAACACUGAUUUCUUCUGUAUCUUUAUCUCACUUGCUCUUUCAACCUUACUCCAUGAAUGUUUACAAUUUACAUCAUCUGGCAAGGAACUCCACAGAUUGUAUCUAUGUACUGGGAGAUGAAAUGUGUCCUUUUGCUUCCAACUUGCUACUGGCUGAUGCCCAUGUACUUUCAAGACUGCGCAGUCAUUAACUGCUUUCCGUUUUUGCUGUUCAUGCUUUCAAAGAGCUCUGUGGUAUUUCCUUUAUACCUUUCUCAAGGAUUACAAUGGUUUUUAGGCUCCCAGAAGUUCAGUAUAGAGUACCUUACUUCAGUAACUGUUUUGAGGAAUUAAUAGUUCCCUUUUAUAUAUUUAACCAUUAAAGACACAUCAUGGGAUUGUGUUGCUUCUUCCUACAGUUUGAUCAUCACAUUUAAUGAAACUUGCUGUCUCAUCUCUUUCUAAGAGGAACUGAGGCUUUUUUGAAGAGUCUGAAUUAGAUAUUUUUUCCUUAUACUAGGCAUGCAAUUCAGCCAGACCUUUCUUCAAGGAAUCUCUCUGUGUGUAUAUAUUUUAGAAACAUCAAUGUUCAAGGUAAACACACCUCGUGAAUGUGAAUAAUGUCAGAUGCUGCUGUGCUGUGGGAUGGAAUUCACCUCACUUGGCAUAAAGCACAGAGAAAAAUACCGAAUUAUGCAGUUGAAAAAUAUCCAGUAUCUAAAAGGGAAGCAAACAAACACUUCAUUUUUGUGGCUUUUACAUUGAGCUGAAAGUAUUGAUUCUGUAUUUGAAAACCGGAGAUGGGAAAUUUGUCUUUUCUGGAAUGAUGUAAAGGCUUAAAAAUAGGCAUGAUUCUUGAUCUUUUUUAUAUGUUUCUCUUUCAAUAAAUAGCAGUUUUGCUAACGUGCUUGUCAAGAUUCUUCUU
Molecule: messenger RNA, 7895 nt
Organism: Pezoporus occidentalis (night parrot)
Lineage: Eukaryota; Metazoa; Chordata; Aves; Psittaciformes; Psittacidae
Gene: PLA2G4F
Product: phospholipase A2 group IVF
Exons: 20
Coding region: 4082-6598 (838 amino acids)
Biological process (GO): glycerophospholipid catabolic process
Cellular component (GO): vesicle; cytosol; ruffle membrane
Molecular function (GO): calcium ion binding; calcium-dependent phospholipid binding
Source: RefSeq, a predicted model, not a curated record